This is a messenger RNA of Pelobates cultripes (western spadefoot toad), 342 nucleotides long. The record is from the annotation of a GenBank genome assembly. NCBI's taxonomy places the organism in Eukaryota, Metazoa, Chordata, Amphibia, Anura, Pelobatidae.
AUGUCGGACCGCCAAGACCCUGCAAUUUCUGCUGAACUUAAGGAAUGGCUUUUCUCCACUAUCGCGGAGUCCAUUCCUAAGGCUUUGGCAGCCUAUCAUGAACAAACUACUACAGAGGUUCAUCCCUCUACACACCAACCAUCUGAUUCUGAGGACUCCCAUCUCUCUGACCAAGACAGCGCCUCGCGCAAGAGACCCUGGAAAGGGAAUAGUGCUACUGCGGGCAAAGGCAAAGCUCCUGCAAAGGUCUAUAAACAUUCCCAACCAUACAUUAUGCAGGAUCCAACAGACCCGCUAGAGGGUUCUACUUCUCGUUUGACUGGCCAUAUUUUAAGUGAUUAA